AAUUCAGAAAAUGAAAACCGUAUUUCAACAUCAUAUUCCUAUCCAAUUAAGCUGCCUGCUAUCUUCAACUACAGAGCUUCAAAGUUGAAACAUCUGCUGCAACAAUGGAGCUCUGCAGUUCAGCUCCUCCAAAGUCAUUCUAUUUCAAAUCUUUUCUCAUUUCUCCCCCAAUUUCUUCAAUCAUCAUGCCCUAUUCCUUAAAACCCACCAAUCAGUUCACUUCUCUCAAAAUUUCUCCUACAUUUCACCAACUAUCUCAUUCCCCAAGAAAGUUAUCAGUUUGCCUCGCACAGGCCGUUAAUGACGUCGUUAAAGACCCUCUACCCGCGGAUCUUAUUGUUAAAGAAAUCCAAGAACCCAAUUGCAGAAUUCGGUUAAGCGUAGAAGUUCCAGCCGUUGUAUGUGAAGAUUGUUACGACAUGGUCAUAGAUGAGUUUAUGAAGAGGGCAGCGGUUCCAGGAUACCGUCCUGGUAGGCAAGUUCCAGAAGAGGCUCUCGUAAGGUAUAUUGGGAAGGAUGGUGUCAACAAGGCAGCUGUUGAAGCUAUUCUAAAGAGAACUCUUCCACAUGCCAUGUCAUCGGUAGAAGGGCGGGCUUUGAAAGACUCGCUUCGCAUCACAACAACAUUCUCUGAAAUGGAAAAAACUUAUACUUCUUUGGACAUUUUAAGAUACGAUGUUGUCGUGGAUGUAGCACCUGAAGUGAAAUGGGUUCCAGAGGAUGGCUACAAGAAUUUAAAAGUUGUAGUUGAGCUUGACAGUGAAAUAGAGGCAAAAACAGCUGCUGAACGAGAGUUAAAACGUCGUUACAAGACUCUAAGUACAAUGAGAAUUGUCACAAAUAGAGGACUACAGGUUGGUGAUGUUGCCGUUCUGGAUAUAUCAGCAACAACAGUGGAACAAGAUGGAUCACAAGUGAAAGACGUUCCAGCUGCAGGGAGUAAAGGUUUCCGUUUUGAUACAGAAGAUGGAGAUACGGUCGUUCCUGGUUUUCUUGACGCCAUAAUCGGAAUUCAAGGAGGUGAAACAAAAUCUUUCCCGCUUGUAUUUCCAGAUUCGUGGGAACAAGAAGAUCUCCGUGGUCUUUCUUGUCAGUUUACUGUUGAAUGUAAAGAGCUCUUUUAUAGAGAAUUGCCGGAGAUGAAUGAUGCUAUUGCCGAUAAGCUUCUUCCUGGAUGCACCAAUAUCAAGCAGGUUAAGGAGUCAUUGUUAGAGAGUUGUAUAGAACUGGAAAAAACAGCUAAAAAUCAAGCAACUGAUAACGUUAUUCUUGACCAGCUUCAAAAGAUGAUUCAAGUUGAAAUUCCUGAAUCGUUGUUUGAAGAGCAUGGCAUGCAGGUUUAUGGAGACAAACUACUACAAAUACAGUCAAAUAUGAAACUGAACGAAGAGCAAAUAGAAGCACUUUCAAGCCCAAAAGCGGUAAAAGAGUUCUUGGAAUACGAGAGGGGGAACAUAGAAAAUAUAAUCAAGCAGAGUCUUGCUGUUGCAGACAUUUUUAAACGUGAAAAUCUGCAGUUUUCAACUGAUGAUCUUGUGAAAGAGGUCGAGAACUCUAUUGCCGAGUUUAAAAAACACAAUCAGGAGUAUGAUGAAGAAAGCAUUCAAGCACAGGUGCAAGAGAUAUUAGAGGGUGCAAAAGUUCUUGAAUGGUUGAGAGAACAUGCAGAUAUUCAGUAUGUAACUAACUGACAGACAUGCAAACAAAAAACAGCAGCAGUCAAAGACACAUUUUUGUUUCUAGAUGCCUGUAUUUUUCUGUUCUUUUCAUUUCUGGAUAUAAGGUUGGAAUUGAUUGUAGCUUGGCUAUUUACUGAACAUAACUUCUGUAAAUGAACAAGAACCAUGGUAGAAGAGAAGAGAGAAAUAGAUAAACAUUUUUUCGUGA
Messenger RNA from Helianthus annuus (common sunflower), 1887 nucleotides. Its product is annotated as trigger factor-like protein TIG, Chloroplastic. The transcript is spliced from 13 exons. Bases 105 to 1691 code for a protein of 528 amino acids. NCBI's taxonomy places the organism in Eukaryota, Viridiplantae, Streptophyta, Magnoliopsida, Asterales, Asteraceae. Gene Ontology annotation, biological process: protein transport; protein unfolding; 'de novo' cotranslational protein folding. The record is from RefSeq and is a predicted model, not a curated record. Gene Ontology annotation, molecular function: protein folding chaperone; peptidyl-prolyl cis-trans isomerase activity; ribosome binding.